AUGAAAAUCCUUCCUCUCUCUUCUUCCUCCUCAUCUUCUUCAUUGACACCGGCAACAUUUUCUUUGGUUGAUUAUCCUGUAAAAGACUCUGGUGAAAAAUUAACUCGUGAAGAAAAAAGUUUUUAUCGUUCAUCGAAAAGAUACCUUCAGAAAGAAAAAUUGUCCUCUUUUGAAUCAUUUUGCAAAUUUAUUUGUAGCAAAUUCAAGAAAAUAAGUUAUGAAUUUGCAAUUUUUACUUACAAACACUUUUUUAAGAAAUUGGGAGAAAAUGAACCUGAUCUUAUAGAAACUUGCAACCAAAAAAUACAGGAUUGUGAGGACCAACAUAUCUAUAAAUUAUUUCUUAAAAUAAUUGGUAAAGUUGAAAAACAAGACCUAGAAAUUUUAAAAUUAAACGAAGAAUGUAUUAGAGAAUGGCCCUGGACGAUUGACAGUAUUUCAGAAAUUGUCACAUCAGAAAAAUUGAUAAGAGAUUCGUUCGAAAUGGUUGAAUUGGAAGAGAUAUCCAAUAUAUCUAGGUCUAUAAUUAAUAGCUCAGACUAUCAACCUGUCAUAAAUAAACAGAAUAUGAAAGAAUUGGUGAAUCAUUUCAAAUAUUUAAGAAAAAAUCAAGAAUAUAUAGAACAAGACCAUGAAUUGAAUGAAGGGACCUGGGAGGACCAUUGUAUCUCCAUACCAUUCAACAUCAGUAGUAGAGGCAUUCCCAAAUUAAAAUUAAUAAUGUCUGAAAAGGCUAGCCGUAGCUCAAAAAGACGAAGAAAUGAAGUUUCUAGUGAUGAUAGUAAAGAAAAUCAUAUAGUAGAAAAAAAGAGAAAAAAGCAAGGAAAGCGUCCUGACGUGAUAUUUGUAUCUAGAAAGUCAAUCAAGCCUGAUGUAAAAUUUGAAUUUUUAGUUGGUGAGGUAUGUUCACAGCCAUGGAAUGAAAAGGAGGAUAAAAUGAAUGGUGAUACUAGAAAACUUUUUAGAUUAAUGAAAGAUUGUUACGAUAGUAUUGCAUUGUAUUUUUAUGAAAAAUUUGGUACAAAUUAUUCUAGUUGUUGGAAUUUAAAAAACUUGGAAAUAUAUGGUAUCAUUGUAUCAGGGUUUGAAAUAAUAAUCUAUGUGUUAGAUCAGCCAGGAUUUGGUGUAUAUAGAAUUCGAAAAGUUGUAAAAUUGGAAAUUCCUGUAAAAGAAGAAAACAACGAUUAUUAUCUUUAUAUAAAUAAGUUAAUGUUUGCGAUUAAUGAGAUGGAAAAACUUGUGGAAAAUUUAAACUCGGAACUUAGUAAAAAAUCUUCAAAAAAAAAUGAGAAAGAUUUUUUGAUAUCAUCUUUAGGUAGAACAAUGAAAUCACCAAUGAAUUCUUAUUAUCAUUAG
This is a messenger RNA of Entrophospora sp. SA101, 1356 nucleotides long. NCBI's taxonomy places the organism in Eukaryota, Fungi, Glomeromycota, Glomeromycetes, Entrophosporales, Entrophosporaceae. The record is from the annotation of a GenBank genome assembly.